AUGUCGGAACCAAAGUACCUCACAGGCGACAUUGCGGCCAUCAAUGAGUUUAUCGAUCGAUUUGAUGUAUGCAAGAAGAUUGUUUUCGUUACCAAUAACUCGACCAAGUCUCGGGACCAGUACCUUCAGAAGUUUACCAAGCUGGGCAUUCCCUCCAAUACGGAAGAGAUUUUUGGCUCAGCCUACUCCUCUGCGAUUUACAUCUCUCGCAUACUGAAGCUUCAGCCACCAAAAAACAAGGUUUUUGUGAUUGGAGAAGCAGGUAUCGAAAACGAGCUGCGCAGCGAGGGCAUCCCCUUCAUUGGCGGCACCGACCCAGCUUUUCGGAGGGACUUUACGCCUGAGGAUUGGCAGGGCAUCGCUGACGGCUCUCACUUGGACCCGGACGUCGCAGCUGUUCUUGUAGGGCUCGAUUUCCACAUCAACUACCUUAAGCUGGCACACGCUCACCAAUAUUUGCGGCGUGGGGCUCUAUUCCUUGCCACCAACGUCGAUUCUACUUUCCCCAUGAAUCACAACUUCUUCCCAGGUGCCGGCUCAAUGAGUGCCCCGCUUGCCUUCAUGAUCGGGCAGCAGCCUCUUGCGCUAGGUAAGCCCAGUCAGGCGAUGCUGGAUGCUGUGGAGGGCAAGUUUCAGCUUGAUCGGGCGCGCACCUGCAUGGUGGGCGACCGGCUGAAUACAGACAUCAAGUUCGGCAUUGAGGGGCGUUUGGGUGGCACGCUUGCUGUAUUGACGGGUGUCAACAAGAAGGAGGACUGGGAGAAGGCAGAUGCGGUCGCUGUCCCAGCUUAUUAUGCAGAUAAGUUGAGCGACUUGCUGGCGGCAAAGCAGUAG
Molecule: messenger RNA, 834 nt
Organism: Thermochaetoides thermophila DSM 1495
Lineage: Eukaryota; Fungi; Ascomycota; Sordariomycetes; Sordariales; Chaetomiaceae
Product: 4-nitrophenylphosphatase-like protein
Exons: 2
Coding region: 1-834 (277 amino acids)
Molecular function (GO): alkaline phosphatase activity; phosphoglycolate phosphatase activity
Source: RefSeq, a predicted model, not a curated record